UAUAACCUCUCUUAAUUUACGUGAUUGCUGUGUUUUCAAAAUAAGGUUAAAAUUAAUUUAAUUACAACAAAAUGCAGAAUUCAAACGAGGGUCAUCUCCAAAUUAGACUAAUUACAAAGCAACAAAUAUAUGCAGUACCUGAUGUUCCGCUCUCCGUUCCUCAAACCAUAGACGGGAACUCUUUGAACGAUUUAGUGAAUCAGUUGUUAAAAGAAAGCAAUUCCGAUCAUUUGAAGCCGAAGAAUUUCGAUUUUUUGGCCAUCGGAGAGCUGCUGAGAGUUCCGCUUAUCGAGCAUUUAGCAGAACGUAAUAUAUCUACGGAAACUACUGUAGAGAUAGAAUAUGUGGAAAAAACUCCGGCGCCGGAGCCCAAGGACUCUUUACUACACGAUGAUUGGGUUUGUGGUAUAGAAGCAACAGAAAAGUGGAUUCUAACAGGAUGUUACGACAAUUCAGUGAAUAUUUGGUCAACACACGGAAAAAUGGUGGCAUCACUGAAAGAACAUAAAAACAUCGUUAAGGCAGUAUCUUGGAUAGAUAAAUCUGAUCCUAACAGAGGAUUCAUCAGCGUUUCACACGAUUUAAUCGGUAUUAUUUGGUCAUACGAAGACGGCACGGAUAGCGCAGCCCCGAAAGCUCUACUCAGGGGCCACGAAAGGGGCAUAGAUAGCUUAGGAGUGAGCCCUAAUACAGCGAGAUUGGCUACCGGAGGUUGGGAUACCAAUUUGAAGCUAUGGUCGACUUCUUUAGACGACGAUGGGAGCGAACACGUUCACAAAAAAAUCCGUUCGACCAAUAACAUCGUUACGAAAACCCCUCUGCACACCCUGAAGGGCCACAAGGAGGCCAUCACCGGGAUUAAUUGGAUAGACAAUUAUGCCGUUUCGACGGUUUCGAUGGACCACACUAUUAAAUUCUGGGACGCCGAGCUUUGCGGCAUAAAAAACGAAAUCGUCGGACAAAAGGCGUAUCUAAGUUCAUCGUGGUCAUCGAUUAAUAACACUCUUUUGGCUUCGUCGGCUGACAGGCACAUACGAUUGUACGAUCCGAGAUCUUCCGAGGGAUCUUUGUGUAAAGUCACGUUUACAUCGCAUUCGUUGUGGGUGAGUUCCGUGGCUUGGUCGAAUUACGAUACGAAUCUUUUCAUAUCGGGCGGUUACGAUUCGUCCGUGAAAAUGUGGGAUGUUAGAAGCUCCAAAGCUCCUUUGUACAACUUACAAGGGCACGAAGGUCAGGUAUUAAAAGUGGAUUGGUCGAAUAAAAAGUAUAUGGUUUCCGGCGGAAGUGACAAUAGUGUACAUAUUUUCAAAAAUAAACACGUUUAAUAAAGAAAAAAAUCGAAUACAAUA
Molecule: messenger RNA, 1349 nt
Organism: Phyllotreta striolata
Lineage: Eukaryota; Metazoa; Arthropoda; Insecta; Coleoptera; Chrysomelidae
Source: the annotation of a GenBank genome assembly